Molecule: messenger RNA, 2128 nt
Organism: Cryptomeria japonica (Japanese cedar)
Lineage: Eukaryota; Viridiplantae; Streptophyta; Pinopsida; Cupressales; Cupressaceae
Product: acyl-CoA hydrolase 2
Exons: 18
Coding region: 479-1738 (419 amino acids)
Biological process (GO): fatty acid catabolic process; acyl-CoA metabolic process
Molecular function (GO): fatty acyl-CoA hydrolase activity
Source: RefSeq, a predicted model, not a curated record
CUUCUCCUCAUGAUUCUAGGGUUCCAAUAUUCUUAGACGUUGGCAAGAAGAAAUUAAAAAAGCUAGCACUAUUAUUAAAGUGCGGGACCCAUAAUCGUCAUUAUAUCUAGACAAUCUGACAAGCACGUGCCACAUUAAAAUAAAAAUAAAUUUAUAUAUGUACUUGUAUUUCGGCGCCUGCUUUUUUAAUUGUUGAGGUUCGAGCUCAAUUACAUACGCACUGUGUGUUUUCGAACUUGAAAAAGGUUUUGAGUUUGAUUCCUGAAGGUAACAUGGAGGAGGAGCCGAAGCCGAACCCUGAAAUAGGUUCAAAGUAUUGUGAGGAUCCACAGUCUUUUUUUUGGCACGUUCAGCCACCAUCAAGCCUGAGCUCCUCCUGGUGUUCUUCUUCCUUCACCUUUGUAGAUUUACCUACAGUCAGCAGCCAAGAAAGAAGAGGAUUGAAGAACGGGAUUCUCAGGACUUAUUGUCAAUUCAAAUGAUGCAAUUUUUAGGUUCUAUGCCUUUGUUGCAAAGAUUGCCAAGCUCAUCUGUGAAAAAAAUUGCAGGGUUGAUCAAGUUCAAAGAUUUUGAUCGGGGCGAGUACCUUGCCAAAGAGGGUGAGGCAGGUGAUGGUGUUUAUUUCAUUUGGAAAGGGGAGGCCGAGGUUUCUCCUUCAACAGAGUCUGAGGUAUUAGGGAAUCUUGAUCUAUCCUUGAAGCGGGGAGAUUAUUUUGGAUAUGGAUACAUUGAUGAGGCUCAUCGGGCUGAUGUAAUUGCUUUGAGCAAGGUAAUUUGUUUGGUGCUAAGUCAUGAAUAUACAGAUUUGCUAUCAGCAGAGUCAAUCUGGAAUGCGGAGCAGAAAAAGGAAACAUGCUCUAUGGUGGAGCAUAUACUACAUUUAGAAUCUCUUGAAGUUGAUAUGUUCCGUGGAAUUAGUUUACCUGAUGCCCCACAUUUUGGAAAUGUUUUUGGUGGACAAUUAAUUUCCCAGGCACUUGCUGCAGCAAGCAAAUCUGUCGAUCCACUUAUGCUUGCUCAUAGUCUGCAUUCAUAUUUUAUUCGGACGGGAGAUGUAAAGUUGCCAAUUAUUUAUCAUGUUCAUCGUGUUCGUGAUGGAAACAGCUAUUCUACUCGACAUGUGGAAGCAAUACAAAAAGGGCAUGUUAUAUUCACACUGUUUGCUUCAUUUCAGAAGCCUGAAAAUGGAUUUCAGCACCAUGAACCUAUGCCAAAUGCACCGGAUCCUGAUACGCUUGUAUCAAGGGAGAAACUUUUAGAGAGCUACCUCACUGAUCCUCGAAUCCCUGUGUCUAGCAGGAAAAGACUAGCUCAGAAAAAGCGUGUUCCAUGGCCUAUAGAGAUACGAUUUUGUGAACCUCAUGAUGAUGUUCAUUUUGUUGCAAGAGAACCAAGACAGAGAUAUUGGUUCAGGGCUAGAGGAAAGCUCUCAGAUGACCAAGCUCUGCACAGAUGUGUAGCGGCAUAUGCCUCUGAUCUUAUCUUUUUGGACACCAGUUUGCAUCCACAUCACAGAGACGGGUUAAAGAUCUCGUCACUCAGUCUGGAUCACUCAAUGUGGUUCCACAAGCCUUUCAAAGCUGAUGAAUGGUUAUUGUUUGAGAUGGAAAGUCCGAUAGCAAGUGGAGGUCGAGGAUUCAAUGUUGGACGCAUGUACACAAGAGCUGGAGAGCUUGUCGUGUCAUUGGCACAAGAAGGAUCAAUCAGAAGAAAGUUGCAGCCUACUUCAAAACUUUGAUCCCAUUAUAAGUUAAUAUGAUCAGAGCAAAUCACUGCCUGGAAAUUAACAUGUUCAUUCCAACUAAAAUAUUCCGUGUUAUAAUUGCUAGACAGGACAAAGAUGGUCACCAGUGUGAUGAUCAACUCGUAUAUGCUAAAUUAUUUAUUCAGUCUAGCAAUUAUACUAAAAAAGAGUAUGGAUGUGAGCUGUUAGUUUACUUUUUUAAUUUUUCUGUAGAAUGUUUAUGAUCCGAUUAGAUAUCCACCACGAAUUCCUCAGUGUGGAUCAAAUUUGAACCUGAUUGAGAUUGAUUUCCAAGCAGGCUGAAAAUUGAGUAUAUUGACAAAUAAUAUGUGGACAAAAGAGAAUUUCAAUUAUCAAGUAACUUGUGUGGUACCAUGAUAUUUC